CAGACACGCGGGACGGCGCUGUGGCAUUGAAAACUUGAUACAAGGAAAGUGAAGGUGUGUAGCCAAGUGGUCGGUUCCAGUCGACUCACUUGUGUCUCUCCCGCCUCGCUGACAACACUGCUCGGCGUGCUAAUCUGCCUGCGACCUCGAGCGUUCGUGAAGGAAAGGGAGUGUUGACCUUCAUAAUAAAAAAAAAAAGGAAAACGAAAACAUAAAACAAAUAAGAAUGCAUUCGUCUUCUGUCCUGGCUUUGGCGGUGUGGUGCGUCCUUCUGUGCGAUGACUCAGCAGCGGCCGGCCCGUUACCCAACCUCACCCUGAGGGAGUUUCCGCCAGUGGUAGACGGGUUGGAGUUGCAGAGGGUGGGCGGGAGAGGCGACACGCCCGUGCUCAGGAAAGAUUACAGCGACGCCAUCUACGCCGGCCGCUUUGCCAUCGAGUUGGACCGGCUGGAAAAACAGCGCAAUGAGAUCUUCUCCGAUUUUAUCUUCUCGGGUUUUACGAACUCCGAGGUGCCCCGCGAACUGCCGUUUGACCUCCAGCAGCUGUCUAGGACUCCGUCUACGCCCCUCGCUUCCUCCGGCGUCCUCUCCUCUCCUGCGACCCUAGGGAGGAGUGUGACCUCCAGCAGUUUCUUCAGGUUCCCCGGGGAGGUCAGGAGGACCCCUCCCACUCGGGAAGUGGUCAGCACAGCCACGGCCGCGCCGGUGCUUGCCCGCCUCUUCCCCCCAACUCCCCGGGCGCGCGCUCACCCCUUCGGCAGCCCCUUCGUCAGGAGAGCAAGGGCGUAAAGGAAGGUGUUAGAGAAAGGUCAUGUGUUCUUAAGUGGUUAAGUGAAACGUAAGUGAAACGUAAGUGAAACGUAAGUGAAGAGUAAGAUCAGUUCAAUUUGGUGUAUGUUUUUGUUUUUGCUUUUGUCUUUUUUUUUCUCUCGUGUAAAAUGAAUCAAAAGAAAUGUGUAAGGAUAAAUGGAAUAUAAUUAGGAAUUUUCUCUCUAAAUGGAGGAAGAAGAGAGAGAAAAAGAAAAAAAUGGAGUAAAGGAUAAUAAAGAAUUUAUAUUCAUUCCAAUAACUGGGUCAGCCAUUUGCUUUCUGACUUUCCCCUCUUUGAUAAUAAGUUAUUUUACGAAUUCCAUUGAUCUAUCAAAGUCCUGUUUCUUUUGUAAUAUCUGAAAAACAAAAUCAAAACUGAUCUUCUAUAUACCAGCUGUGAUCUAAGUGAUACAACUUAUAUAUUUUAUAUUUUUUAUAACUUUUUUUUUAUAUUCAGAAUAAUGUAUUGAUGUAACUGCCAUCUGUGAUAACUAGUUCAUUAAGUUUAACACACCGAGCU
This is a messenger RNA of Penaeus indicus, 1331 nucleotides long. RefSeq lists its product as uncharacterized. Lineage: Eukaryota; Metazoa; Arthropoda; Malacostraca; Decapoda; Penaeidae. The record is from RefSeq and is a predicted model, not a curated record. The transcript is spliced from 6 exons. Bases 227 to 790 code for a protein of 187 amino acids.